AUCCUUUGUCAUGGGAAGACUUUUACUGUGCUGUUACAUACAGAGACAGAGAGGACUUCAGCUUCAGCAGUAACAGAAACAAUCAGGCGCAAGUAUGUGAAUGGGACAGACAAAAAAGGUAACAAAACACAUAGGGCCCAGCUCAACCCUGCAUCCUCAGACUGAGUCAGAGAAAGGAGAUGACCAGCAUGCUUCCUCAAAGGAGUGCUGUCGCCACAAUGGGCUACAGCUCGGACUGUGUGAAGAUUGAGCACAGCAGCAGUGGCUCAGUGGGUGGGACGUUGCUGAGGGGCUCUCGCUCAAAGGCAGAGCUACAGGAUCUGAUGGAGACACUGCAGCGCAGGAAGAGUGCUCUGGAGGCCAGCUUGAGGGCAGCUGAGUGCAACCGCAAGUACCUCAGCGUGCCUGGUGGAUCCCAGUCCGCCAGGCCACUGUCAAUCCUCAGCAAUACUGAACGGCCUCCGUCUGCCUCAAGAACUUUCUCCUACAUGACCAGCAGCAGUGUGCCUCCAUCACCUCGCCAAGGUGAACGCCAACUGAGCCCUAACGUCUUGCUUCGCCAUUCCCACUCUCGCCACCAGUCACAAGACAGUCUGCUCCUCUCUAACGCAGCAGAUGGAAGCUCUCUGCUCUCGUCCUAUGGGCAGGCCCAACCUCGUUCUCCCAGGGUCAAAAGUGGAGCAGCCAGUGUGCCAUCCAGCCCUCGCAUGGGCCGCAGACUUUACUCUCAGGGCAGAGCUGGAGCAGACUCCCGGCAGAGGAAAUACUCCACUGGCUCCCUCACCAGCCUGGGCAUGCACAGCCGUUCUCUGCCACGACUUCACAACACAGCAGACCCCCCUGCUCUGUCGCUUCCAUCACGCCACUCAGUGGGUUCCCACAGAGGAGUGGGUUCAGCAGGGCAGCGGCGCAGUCUCUCCUCCCUGGAGCAGCCACCAGAUGUGACAGUACCAGCCAGCAUGCCCAGCACUCCCAGGAGGGCCAGCCUGGCAUCUCUGAGCUCUCUGGGUGUAGACAUGGACGGGACGGGUUUAGAUCUGGACUUCGGAGAGAGGAGGUUGUCCUUUGGGAAGGGUGGGCUGAAUCCAGGACAGAGGGUGGGCAGCAUCAGCUCUUUGAAUGGCAAAGAGGAGCUGAGAGACUAUCACCAGCACCAGAGAGAUGAACGGCUCAGGGAGCAGAAAGUGCAGAGAUUGGAGUGCCAACGUCUAGAGACCAUCUUAAACCUGUGCACUGAGUUUGGCCAUGUGGAGAGAGAGCCGACGGGCUCAGCUGUUUCUGACCUGCAGAAGAUCAAUAAAGAACUGGAGAAGCUGCAGGUGUCGGAUGAUGAGUCAGUGUUCUCCGACUCUCCCGGCAGCACUGCUCAAGAUAGCUGCUUUGGGGCAAAAGCCAGAGACUUCCAGCUGGCUGAGGAGCAGCAGGUCAGCCAGCGUCAGCAGAGCGGCUACAGAGAGGCCAGGUCCCACUCACCUGCUAUCAGCCUGAACAGCAGUGCCCCCUCACCCUCCACUCACCACAGAACCAAAGCUUUGGAGAGCGUGCAGCUGAAACAGGAAGUAACACAUAUAGAGGAAGAGAGGAUUCAAGUGCUGAACAACAUAGAAGAGCUGGAGCAGAAGAUCAAAGACCUGGACAACCAGAUGGAGGAGUCUGUCCGAGAGAUGGAGGUGGAGUGUGCUCUGCUGGAGGGGGAACAGGAGUCGGAGGUGGCCCAGCUGCAGAGGGAAAAGGAGCUUCUGGACCAACUUAAGGAGAAGAUACAUAGUACAGAGAAGAAGAGCCACACUGAAAAGACGCAGGAAACUGAGGAGCAGACAAAAAGUUUGGAGGAUUUGGAGUUUCAGAAGCUGGAGAGAGAAAUUAAUCAGGAUGAGGAAACAGAGAAUCAGAGCCAGGAGCUGCUACGGGAGAUCGCAGAGUGUCAGCGUCUUACUGUCACAAGAAAGGAACGACUCAUGACACUGAAGAAACAGUCCUCACAGAUUACAUUACAGGCUCAGCAAGAAAGAGAGAGUUUCCAGAGGGAGAAAAACACUUUGCUCGUCAUGCUUCAGAAGGAGCGAGAGAAACUGGCAUCUUUGGAAGGAAAGUAUGCAGAGUUGUCUGCGGGGCAGACCUUCACAAACAACCCUGCAGCCAUCACAGAGCACUUGCACUCUCUCAAAGAAAGGAGAAGAAGCAGUAAGGAAAACUCUUCCCACCCCAGUGACAGCCUACCUCAUAAGAGGAGCCUGCAGGUCCUCACCUCUUAUGGCAGAUCCCUGGGACGCAUGCUUCCUCCCAAGUCCCACCUGCCUCUGUCCCAAAGCUCCAGCUGUGGCAGCGUCAUCCCACAAAGCUUCAGCUUCUCCCCUCGGGACCUGAGCACCCGCCGCCUGCCCAAGACAAGCAACAGCCAUGCACAAAUGAAUGAAGACAGGCAGAGAAGAAGUGAUUUUUGCAGCAGGAUGGUGUCUGAGCCCAACGUGUUCUUGGACUCCUUCACCUACCCGGACAACAGCCAGGCCUCGGAUACCGUCAGUGUGGACAGCUCUGACAGCCUGGAGACCAGCUUCUCCGCCUGCUCCCCAGACAACAUCUCCAGUGCCAGUAUGUCCAAUAUGGCAAAGAUCGAGGAGAUGGAGCGUUUACUCAGAGAGGCCCAGGCAGAGAAGCAGAGGCUCCUUGAGCAUCGGGAGCGUGAGAUGCAGAUGCGCAGGCAGGCUCUGGAGGAGGAGCGAAGAAGAAGGGAGGAAUUGGAGAAACGACUGCAGGAGGAAACAAGCAGGAGACAGAAACUUGUAGAGAGAGAGGUGAAGCUCAGGGAGAAACAAAGAUCACAGUCCCGGCUGUUGACUCGCUACCUCCCAGUAAGGAAAGAUGACUUUGAUCUUCAUGGCCAUAUUGAGGCAGCUGGACACAACCCAGAUGCCUGCUUCCAUCUGGCCAUCACUGAUAAAACCUGUCGAGGUUUCCUGGUCAAGAUGGGCGGCAAGAUCAAGACCUGGAAGAAACGCUGGUUUGUCUUCGACCAGAAUCGCAGGACACUCACCUACUACGCAGACAAGCAUGAGACCAAGAUGAAAGGAGUCAUUUACUUCCAAGCCAUAGAGGAGGUGUACUAUGACCAUCUAAAGAAUGCACACAAAAGCCCCAACCCCUCGCUGACCUUCAGUGUGAAGACCCAUGAUCGGGUGUACUACAUGGUGGCUCCAACGCCUGAAGCCAUGCGUAUCUGGAUGGAUGUCAUGGUUACGGGUGCCGAAGGACACAUGCAUUUCAUGGUGUAGCUGAUCCCCAGAGAUCAGGGUCCGCGCCUCAAAACUUCUUUGGUGAACAAUGUGUCACGUGAGAAGAUUUACAGCACUCGUAUCAGCACAACAGCGUUGUGUAGAGCAGAGAUGGAUGUUCAUCAGGUCAACAAAAAAUAUACUUCAGUUUACACUUAGCCUACAAGGACAACUCAUGCUCAAAAGCUCACUUUGUAAUGUAACCAUAACAGAUAAAGAUAAUUGAUAUACAUGUUUUAUAAUUAAGCUAUUUAGUUUCAUUUUAUUUGUUAAUGUACCAUGAGUUACAUUGUCCAACUUUCUCUUUCCAUAUACAAAAAUCUCUGCUUGUCUCAUACAUUCCCUGUCAUGUUUGGCUUUUCUUCAGUCAAAACAUCAGGGAUGAGGGAAGCUUCUAAAUGAUCAGGAACAUCCGCUAAACUUCUAAAAUACGGUACCCACUGAUGCUGCUUCUCUACAACAGAUAUAGAAUAUCUGUCUAACAUAUUUCUAUAAAUGUAAUGUACAUAACUAACAUGUUCAAACCAGAGUUUAAGUUGUAGGUCCACCUCAGUUUAUUCUUCUUGUUCUUGUUCUUCUUCUUCUUCUUCUUCUUCCAUUUCAUCUACUUUUAUAACUUAGUCAGACUAAAAUUUAUUUCCUUAAAACAUCAGGCUGUAUCAGUGGGUCACAACUUGAUCUUUUCCCUGUUAAGAUCAUCCCCGCCGUAUUUAUGGUUGCAAGAAUGCACAAUUUCUUUGUUAUUUCUAUAGUGUCACUAAUACUCAAAUGAAAUUAGUGUGAAUAUUAUCUUAACUCAAGCAUAUUGAUUGCUGCUUCCAGACUACCAGCAUAAGCUGAUCUUGUCCGCUUAUUUAAAGCUGGGCUGAAUGUCCGCUCUCGCUUAUAUUCCUUCCACUGGGCUUUUCUUUGCAUAUGCAAAUGUCAUCCAUGAAGGAGAGAUGAUUGAAGGCACCUUUUACAUAUUACUGUUAUGAUUUAUUUGUAUUUUCUGGCAGAUAUUCUACUCAUAAAAGUUGAAAAUUUGCCCAGAUCACAAUGGUACUGUGUUUCAAGCCUACCACUGUGCAUAUAGUAGAGGCUACAGGCCUGAGAUGAUGAGGCCAUGUUGUGCAGCAGAGAUUGCUAUAUGUACUGCGUCACCCACAUGUUACUCAGCAUUUCAUUAUGUGUUUUCACCAGCAGAGGCCCUCAGUUUGGAGUUAUUGCACUGAAAUGAUGUAAUGCUCUGGAUGCUCUGGCUGGUCGUCCAUGUUCACUUCAGUAAAUGAGGGGUUACUAUAAGAAUGGAGGGUCAAUAAUCCAUUAUAUUUUGUAAUGCUUACACAUAUAUGUAAGUAUGUGCAUUUAUAAGCACAUGUAUAUCAAGCUAAAAAUUUGCUUUUUGGAAGCAAAACAGAUUCCACCAUGUUUAGGCUUUUCAAUAAAAAAUAUUAUUAUAAUUUAGUUUAAAUGUUUUGUAAAUCCAUACAUUUGAUAUGUUUAUUCAUUUUUUAUUUGCAACUGUCUGACUGUAUUUCACAAUGAAAGAUCACUAACUGUUUAAAAACUAAAGAGGGCAGAUCAGGUAUCAGGCUACAUAGCUGACAUGCAGGUGACAUGCAUGUGUUGCAGAUGAGUUGUUGCCUUUCCUGGAUGCUUCACAGCUCACAGAAGUAUCCGUCAUGACAACAACUCAUCCACAAACUGUCGACCACUGUAUGAAACUCAAGCCUUAAAACCAAACAAAUUACCGAAUUCUAUAAAUUUUAUUACAUUUAAUAUUUUCUGUAUGACCAAUGGUAAUUUUUGUCAACGCCAUUCUUCAAUAUGCAUAAGAAUAAAUAAUUCUGAUUAUGGAGCAUA
Messenger RNA from Micropterus dolomieu (smallmouth bass), 5117 nucleotides. It is a transcript of the gene phldb2a, whose product is annotated as pleckstrin homology-like domain, family B, member 2a. NCBI's taxonomy places the organism in Eukaryota, Metazoa, Chordata, Actinopteri, Centrarchiformes, Centrarchidae. The record is from RefSeq and is a predicted model, not a curated record. The transcript has 17 exons. Bases 180 to 3272 code for a protein of 1030 amino acids. Gene Ontology annotation, cellular component: basal cortex. Gene Ontology annotation, biological process: regulation of microtubule cytoskeleton organization.